Magallana angulata is the source of this 3365-nucleotide messenger RNA. RefSeq names its product pleckstrin homology domain-containing family A member 8-like. Gene Ontology annotation, biological process: intermembrane lipid transfer; ceramide transport. The record is from RefSeq and is a predicted model, not a curated record. The transcript is spliced from 19 exons. NCBI's taxonomy places the organism in Eukaryota, Metazoa, Mollusca, Bivalvia, Ostreida, Ostreidae. Gene Ontology annotation, cellular component: cytoplasm; membrane; cytosol. Bases 177 to 2801 code for a protein of 874 amino acids. Gene Ontology annotation, molecular function: ceramide 1-phosphate binding; ceramide 1-phosphate transfer activity.
AAACCGGAAGUAGUUGCCACGAGAAAGUUAAAAAGGUGAAGGCCACUGUAAGAUCCACCUGACGCUCUAUAAAUAAGGGAUUUAUGUGUUUAUAUGGUUGGAAAAUGACCAUUGCCUUAUCACCCUGAACGAUGUCUUGUUAGUAUCUUUAAGGGGCGUCAGUGACUUCCUCUAAAAUGGAGGGAGUGCUGCUGAAAUGGACCAACUAUCUGACAGGUUGGCAGCCCAGAUGGUUUGUGUUGGACAAUGGAAAUCUCUCCUAUUACAAAUCCCAAGAGGAAGUUAAUCUUGGAUGUAAAGGGUCAUUUCGAAUGGCAGUGUGUGACAUUAAUGUUCACUCAACAGACAAAUGUCGGUUAGAUUUAAUUAUACCUGGAGAGUCCCAUUUUUAUCUGAGGGCUUCAAAUCCCCAGGAGAGACAGCAGUGGUUAGUUUCCUUGGGAACAGCUAAAGCAUCACUCACUAAUGGAAGAAUUAAGGAGAGUGCAGAUGAGGUUUCCCCUGACAUCAUCAAGACAAAGAAGUCAGAAUUAAGACUGUACUGUGAUUUGUUGAUGCAACAAGUUCAUUCUGUGAAAUCUGUAGCCCAGGCAGGUGAUCCAGUGGAUAUUGAGAAGUUGAAUGAGGCUACAUCCCUAUUAGGUCCAACAUGUGAUACAUUUAUAUCCACUUUGGAGGAUUGUAUGAAGAUUGCAAAUGCAAGCAAAGCGUAUGAUUCCCCUCACCAACACAUUAGUGAUUCACCUUUCCCUAUGGUUAAACUGAAACACCCUCCGAAGAAGGAGUCAAGGUCAUAUUCAGUGUCUGACAAAUAUCCCCCUGCAGUCUCCUCCAGACGACGUACGAUCUCGGACAACUCCCCAGAAAAACUCAGCCCUCGUUCCCAUUCUGCCCCGUCUAAUUCACCGCAGCCACGAGUAACAGAGGAUAGGCCAGCAUUAAGAACAGAGACCCACACUCAAGAAAAGGAGCAAAACUCCUCAAGUGAAAACCUGAAACGAUCCGCCUCCUUGGAGAAUGGAGAUGAAGAAGAGUUCAAAGAUGCUAUUGAUGAAAAAAUUCCAAACUUUUUUUCCACAAUGCAAUCCAGUUUUAUGGAUUUGCAGUUAGAAGCUGAUGGUGGUAUUCCUAUUGAACAUUUUCUGUCAGCUUGUAGAUGCAUGGUUCCAAUAUUUGACAAAUUAAAUGCCACAGCAUUUGCCCCAGUGAAAAUGGACUUUCAAGGAAACAUAAGAAAAAUACAGCAGAAAUAUUCCACAAACCCCUCUUCUUUCACAACACUACAGAAAAUGGUGAUGGGUGAAGUGGACUGUAAACACCACCGGGUGUCCAGCUCAGCCACAGUGGCUCUGUUGUGGAUGAAGAGAGGCCUGCAAUUCAUCAGAGAGUUCCUGGUGGAAAUCCUGAACAACCAGCAGGACCUGUCAUUAGCUGCUGGCAAUGCGUACAGUAAAUCCUUGAGACCUUACCAUGGCUGGGUGGUCAGAGGAGUGUUCGCUGUGGCUGUGAAAGCCCUACCAAGCCGUGAAGUGUUCAUCUCUCUGUUAGCGGUCCCAGGAGGAGAGAACAAGGGGGUAGACUUCUUACAUUCCUUGAUGUCUGACAUGGAGAACUAUAUAACUGCCCUCGGUGAAAUCCUGCGCAUUCUCAAUGACUUUUACAAGGUUCAUACUCUAGACAAUGAGGAGCCUACUGGAACUGAUCCAGUGGAUAUUGAGAAGUUGAAUGAGGCUACAUCCCUAUUAGGUCCAACAUGUGAUACAUUUAUAUCCACUUUGGAGGAUUGUAUGAAGAUUGCAAAUGCAAGCAAAGCGUAUGAUUCCCCUCACCAACACAUUAGUGAUUCACCUUUCCCUAUGGUUAAACUGAAACACCCUCAGAAGAAGGAGUCAAGGUCAUAUUCAGUAUCUGACAAAUAUCCCCCUGCAGUCUCCUCCAGACGACGUACAAUCUCGGACAGCUCCCCAGAAAAACUCAGCCCACGUUCCCAUUCUGCCCCGUCUAAUUCACCGCAGCCACGAGUAACGGAGGAUAGGCCAGCAUUAAGAACAGAGACCCACACUCAAGAAAAGGAGCAAAACUCCUCAAGUGAAAACCUGAAACGAUCCGCCUCCUUGGAGAAUGGAGAUGAAGAAGAGUUCAAAGAUGCUAUUGAUGAAAAAAUUCCAAACUUUUUUUCCACAAUGCAAUCCAGUUUUAUGGAUUUGCAGUUAGAAGCUGAUGGUGGUAUUCCUAUUGAACAUUUUCUGUCAGCUUGUAGAUGCAUGGUUCCAAUAUUUGACAAAUUAAAUGCCACAGCAUUUGCCCCAGUGAAAAUGGACUUUCAAGGAAACAUAAGAAAAAUACAGCAGAAAUAUUCCACAAACCCCUCUUCCUUCACAACACUACAGAAAAUGGUGAUGGGUGAAGUGGACUGUAAACACCACCGGGUGUCCAGCUCAGCCACAGUGGCUCUGUUGUGGAUGAAGAGAGGCCUGCAAUUCAUCAGAGAGUUCCUGGUGGAAAUCCUGAACAACCAGCAGGACCUGUCGUUAGCUGCUGGCAAUGCCUACAAUAAAUCCUUGAGACCUUACCAUGGCUGGGUGGUCAGAGGAGUGUUCGCUGUGGCUGUGAAAGCCCUACCAAGCCGUGAAGUGUUCAUCUCUCUGUUAGCGGUCCCAGGAGGAGAGAACAAGGGGGUAGACUUCUUACAUUCCUUGAUGUCUGACAUGGAGAACUAUAUAACUGCCCUCGGUGAAAUCCUUCGCAUUCUCAAUGACUUUUACAAGGUUCAUACUCUAGACAAUGAGGAGCCUGUUUGAGAGAGGAUGUAGAGCUCAAAACUGCCCAGCUUCUUACAGUUUUAAUUAUUCAUUUUUUUCCUGAAUCACUUACUUUUUUAUUUUGGUGUUCAAAAUUAAAUUGAAAUUUUUUUACUGUUGAAUACUUAUAGAAUACAUCUUUAAAACAUCUUUAAAAAUCAAAAUGCGGUUUAAAAUUAUUAAGUCACAAGUUAUAAGUUUUUUAAAACAAAGGUGAUUUACUCUUUUGUAGAUAAUUUUCUGUUUCUGUAGAAACUGUCUUUGUGUAAUAUAAGAGGUUCCUAUAAAAACAGGGGAUAGAAAAUUGUUUUUUUAUGGGAUGACAAUGGUUAAUUGCAUAGAAAGUUUGUUAGAUUUGAUACACUAGUGGUGCUUGAAAAUCUUGUUGACUCGUUCAUGGUGUAUGCUAUCUACAAAAAAUUAGAUGUUAAACUGUAGAUUCCUAAUUAAAAUGUGAGAAAUUAAUUUUUGUAUAAGAUGGCGGUAAGGCACCCUCGCAGAUUUUAAAAUUUCAAACAGUUUUGAACCAUAUAGGAAAUUGUAACAAUAAAUUGGUGAUCACAA